This is a messenger RNA of Symphalangus syndactylus (siamang), 559 nucleotides long. Its product is annotated as tubulin alpha chain-like. The record is from RefSeq and is a predicted model, not a curated record. Gene Ontology annotation, cellular component: microtubule. Lineage: Eukaryota; Metazoa; Chordata; Mammalia; Primates; Hylobatidae. Gene Ontology annotation, molecular function: GTP binding; structural constituent of cytoskeleton. Gene Ontology annotation, biological process: microtubule-based process.
AUGCCGAGCUUCAGAGGCAAACGCCUGUCCAGCAAGUCGCCUUUGACACUAGCUCAGAUCACCAGUGCUUGCUUUGAGCCAUCCAUCCAGGUAGUGAAAUGUGACCCUCACCAUGGUAAAUACAUGGCUUGCUGUCUGUCAUACCAUGGUGACAUGGUUCCCAAAGAUGUCAAUGCUGCCACUGCCACCAUCAAGACCAAGUGUACUAUCCAGUUUGUGGAUUAGUGCCCCACUGGCUUCAGGGUUGGUAUUAACUACCAGCCUCCCACUGUGGUGCCUAGUGGAGACCUAGCCAAAGUACAGAAACUUAUGUGCAUAUUGAACAACAACACAGCUGUCACUGAGGUCUGGGCUCAUCCGGACCAAAAGUUUGACCUGAUGUAUGCAAAGCAUGCCUUUUUUCACUGGUACAUGGGUGAGGGGAUGGAGGAAGAAGAGUUUUCUGAAGCCCGUGAGGAAAUGGCUGCCCUUGAAAAGGAUUGUGAGGAGGUUGGAGCAGAUAGGGCUGAAGGAGAGGAUGAGGGUGAAGAGUAUUAACCUGUGUGCUACACUUUUAUAC